Messenger RNA from Aplosporella prunicola CBS 121167, 1303 nucleotides. RefSeq lists its product as uncharacterized. Gene Ontology annotation, molecular function: coproporphyrinogen oxidase activity. The record is from RefSeq and is a predicted model, not a curated record. The coding region runs from base 181 to 1209 and encodes 342 amino acids. The transcript is spliced from 2 exons. Gene Ontology annotation, cellular component: mitochondrial intermembrane space; cytoplasm. Lineage: Eukaryota; Fungi; Ascomycota; Dothideomycetes; Botryosphaeriales; Aplosporellaceae.
CUGAUCCAAGUGAAUCUCGUCUGACCAGAGUCCUCGAAACACCAUGGACAGACGCCUAGGGCGCCAACCACGGACAUUAAAUUGCUGACUGCUUCCUUUCCGCACCGUUUGUCUACUCAAUUAGCCUUGUUCCUUCUUCCCCGCCUUUGAUAGCAAAAGUAGCAGCAGCAAUCAGUCACAAUGUCCGCUACCGAGGAUGUGCAACAACUCGACGGACCGUCGCUCGCGGAGCAGGACAAGCUGGCGAAGCGCGAGUCGGGCGUCAGCGAGCAGUCGCCAAUGCGGCUGCGGAUGGAAAAGUUCAUCCACGAGCAGCAAAAGGAAAUCGUGGCGGGGCUGGAAGAGGUGGACGGCAAGCUCUUCCAGGUGGACACGUGGCAGCGGCCGCACGGCGGCGGGGGCAUAACGUGCGUGCUGCAGGACGGCAAUGUGUUUGAAAAGGCCGGAGUCAACACGUCGGUGGUGUACGGGACGCUGCCGCGGGCGGCGAUCCAGAAGAUGCGCGUCAACCACAAGGCGCUGGACCCGGACGUCGAGUCGGUCGAGUUCUUCGCGGCGGGCCUGUCGAUGGUGCUGCACCCGUCGAACCCCAUGGCGCCGACGGUGCACCUCAACUACCGCUACUUUGAGACGGCCGACGCCGACGGCGGCACCCAGGCCUGGUGGUACGGCGGCGGCUGCGACCUGACGCCCUCGUACCUCUUCGACGAGGACGCCAUCCACUUCCACAAGACGAUCAAGGAGGCGUGCGACGCCCACGACCCGGCCUACUACCCGCGCUUCAAGAAGUGGUGCGACGACUACUUCAACAACAAGCACCGCAGCGAGAGCCGCGGCGUGGGCGGCAUCUUCUUCGACGACCUAGACGAGACGGAAAAGGACCAGGAGCAGCUGUUCAGCUUCGUGCAGGACUGCCUCAAGGCCUUCCUGCCCAGCUACGUGCCCAUCAUCGAGAGGCGCAAGGUCAUGCCCUUUACCGACGAGGAGAAGCAGUGGCAGCAGAUCCGCCGCGGCCGCUACGUCGAGUUCAACCUGGUGCACGACCGCGGCACCAGCUUCGGCCUCAACACGCCCGGCUCCCGCGUCGAGAGCAUCCUCAUGAGCCUGCCGCUCACGGCCCGCUGGCAGUACAUGCACGAGCCCGAAAAGGGCAGCCGCGAGGAGCGCCUGCUCAACGUCCUCAAGAACCCCGUCGACUGGGUCCAUUAACGCCGUUUCAUGUCCGUAUAUGACAAGGGAGCCGAGAUAAUUUUUUCUUUCGAUGACGAUGAUGCGUAGCGGGCAUAUAUACAUACUACCACUA